Messenger RNA from Aspergillus ibericus CBS 121593, 1854 nucleotides. RefSeq names its product origin recognition complex subunit 2. The record is from RefSeq and is a predicted model, not a curated record. Gene Ontology annotation, biological process: DNA replication. Gene Ontology annotation, molecular function: DNA replication origin binding. The transcript has 2 exons. The coding region runs from base 1 to 1854 and encodes 617 amino acids. Lineage: Eukaryota; Fungi; Ascomycota; Eurotiomycetes; Eurotiales; Aspergillaceae. Gene Ontology annotation, cellular component: nuclear origin of replication recognition complex; nucleus.
AUGCCGCUCCGAUAUCGCGGAAUCGGAGAAACCAUCGGCCCUGCGGCGCGUGUUCCAGAGUCCAGACGCGCCUAUCGCAGAAAAGCCACGAGGACCGGCAGAUCUAUCAGCGAUCAGCAUUCCCAGCUUCUCCCUCGCGUCUUUGUUGUGCUCGCCGUUCUUCUGGAGCUCGAGACCCCUGUUGUGCCCGCGAUGCAUCCAGAUCCCGAGGACCAGGUUCCCAUCUCUACGCCCAAGAGGCAGAGAGCGGCAGCUCCCAAUGGCGCCGUGAAUGGGUAUACGGAGGAUGAACAGGCCCUCGAAGCCACUCCUACGAAACGUGUGAAGUUCACGCCCCAGAAACCAACUGCCGAAACCCCGGCUGCUCUCAAGGCGUCGGGAUUGAGGACUCCAACACAUAAGGGUAGAGCUAAAGCUCUAUUCUCGACACCCACGAAGCAGACCACCGUUGCGUCACCAACCAAAGCUCGUGCCGACCGGUCAGCUAAGAAAAAGAGCGCACGCCUUCUGCUCGAACAAGAUGACGAUGAUGUCUGGGAUGGUGCGGAUCGACUGGCGGAGGAAAUUUUGGAGGAUGAUAAUGAGGCUGAGAACAAAGCAUCUACAACCAGAAAUGGUGUCUUAGAUUCCAUCGAAGAGGAGCCUAGCCAACCAGCCGCGAGCGAUGCCGCAGCGCCAACACCCAAACGUCGUGCAGGUCGACCGAAGGGCGCGAAGAACAAGCGUUCUCCUACACCAGAGGGAGAACUACCGGCCCACGAGCGAUAUUUCUUUCAAAAUCGAGCCGGACCGCCUCGGACAUCGAACAACAACCUUGGGAAGAUGACGCUAUUGACGCACGAGGAGUACUUCGAGAAGAUGUCGCAGUACGUGGACCCGUAUAAACAAGAAAAGUCCUUUCUAUUGGACCUGCAUUGUCGGUCAUUCCCUCAGUGGGAUUUCGAGUUUGACCAAGGGUUCAACAUCUGUCUCUACGGAUAUGGGUCCAAGCGUCGCCUACUCCAGGAAUUCGCAGAUUGGCUCUAUCACCGGCAUAGUUCCGCGUCGCGUUCCGUGGUGGUCGCCAACGGACACACUCCCAACAUCUCGAUCCGGUCUAUUUUCGCCACCAUUGUGACUGCUGUCCUAGGGGCCGAUAUCCCUUCCAAGAUGGGAUCCCAACCACAAGAAGUACUCGAAUUGUUACAGUCGGUCUUGAAGUCACGAACUUCUCAAAAACCCAUCACCGUCCUCAUCAACUCGAUCGAUGCCCCGUCCCUCCGCCGAGCAGCAAACCAAGCCCUCCUUGCCCGACUGGCGGCAACGCCUAAGAUCCACCUUCUCGCGACAGCGGACACACCGAACCUCUUGCUGAUGUGGGACCUGAGUCUCCGCGACCAAUUCAACUUCGUCUUCCACGAUUGCACGACCUUUGCUCCAUUUGAUACCGAGUUCGACGUUGUCGAGGAGGUCAGCAGCCUCCUAGGCCGCAAGGGACGCCGAGUAGGUGGCAAGGAGGGUGUUGAGUUUGUAUUGAAGAGUCUUCCGGAGAACGCCCGGAACCUGUACCGGCUGCUCCUUACGGAGCUCCUGUCGAUGGCCGACGAAGGGCACUUAUCCGACGAUGACGGGGAGGGUGGUCAUGGAGCAGACAAUAGCCGAGAGGAAGCCGGAAUCGAAUUCCGGCUACUGUACCAAAAGGCGGCGGAAGAGUUCAUCGCGUCGUCGGAGAUGAUGUUCCGGACGUUACUGAAGGAGUUCCACGACCAUCAGAUGAUCACCUCCCGGAUGGACACGAGCGGGACGGAGAUCCUAGGGGUGCCGUUGGCGCGAGACGAGAUGGAGGGUGUUUUGGAAGAUUUGGUUUUGAACUGA